Molecule: messenger RNA, 2152 nt
Organism: Rhizophagus irregularis DAOM 181602=DAOM 197198
Lineage: Eukaryota; Fungi; Glomeromycota; Glomeromycetes; Glomerales; Glomeraceae
Biological process (GO): protein phosphorylation
Cellular component (GO): cytoplasm
Molecular function (GO): protein serine/threonine kinase activity; ATP binding
Source: RefSeq, a predicted model, not a curated record
CCAUUUUAAGAUAAAUUUGAUAAAAAAAAGGCAAGUUAAUGAAUAUCAUUUCGUUGUGCAAAAAAACAAAGAGAGAUAUAACAUUUAGGUGUUAUUGUUUCUCGAAUUGGUAUAAGUAUAUGCGCACAACGCCAUAAAUAAGAUCCAAUCCUCACAGGAAAUUUGUUUCACAUAAAAUUGUACACACUCAAUAUGACAGUAUGUCUGUCAUAAAUAGUUUUCUUAAUUCCUUAUAUUCCCAAUUAUCCUCUUCUAAUAUUAUUACUUCUAACGAAAUGGAUAAAACUGACUCAGAUACUGAGCUCGAUAUCGGAAAACGUUGCCUACAUAAUCGAACUACCAGCUCUUUAGAUUCUUCUGACAAAAGUUACUCUCUUUGUGGGAUUUCUGUAACAGAAACUGGCACCAUUUCUGAGACACUCAUAUCCGAAUUGGGUACUGAGAAACUCGCAAAAGGGUGUCUUGAGCGCUAUGCGGAUGAGGCUGGUGACAGUCGUUAUGCGAGCAAAAAUAUUUCUAUCACCGACUCUGUUGACUCCGUUAACUCUGAUGAUUCAUUAGAAGCUGAGACGAUAAUUUUACGAGAGGAAAUUAUAUUCAAAGCAAUUCAAAAUAUAAAGAACUCGAUGCAAGUCGACCUAUGCUUCGUGUUGGAUUGCACGGGUUCCAUGACAAAAUAUAUCAAUGCUGCAAAGAACUGUAUCCUACAGGUGGUCCGUCAUAUGGAAAAUACAAACCCUAACAUCAAACUCUGGGUCGGAUUCUGCGGCUAUCGUGAUCAUUGUGACAACUCUGAUCGCAUACAAAUUUUAGACUUCACUGACUCAUACUCAAAAUUCAAAAGCUAUAUCUCAGACGAGGUAAAAGCUAAAGGUGGUGGUGAUGCUCCCGAAGACGUCUUAGGUGGUCUUGAUGCUGCUACAAAUAAGAUGAAAUGGUCUCACAGAACACGCAUUCUUCUUCAUUUGGGCGACGCUCCGCCGCACGGUCGCCGUUUCACCAAUAAAUCUGAUAGCUAUCCAGAUGGUGACCCAAACGGUUUAACUGCAGAAGGCGUGUUAAAAAACCUUCAAUCAGAAGAAAUUCUUUAUUAUUUUGGGAAGAUUACAAAUCAAACCGAUAAAAUGAUCGAUGUAUUCCGUGAUAUAAUUAGAGAAUUUCCGGUGUUUAAUUUUGAAAGUGAUUGUAAGGAUCCAGAGGUAUUAACUAGGAAACUCUUUGAGGCAGUCUGUUCUUCCAUAACUUCCUCUGUCACAUUAACUAGCAUCACAGACGAAAAUGUUUAUGUACGCAGUCGAAGGGAACUUGAGAUGGAUAAAAAUGUACCUGAUUGGAAAAUGCUUCCGGUCAAUACUGGAAAACUUUUGCAUUAUCUUCCUCCGAAAACUUUAGAUGACAUCAAGAAUAAAAAAUAUUUCAAAAAUAAAUCGAAUUUAAUUCUCCGAAAAUUUUCUUACAAACUCGCCCCGAAACCAUUCUCUUCAGGAGCAGAACGUUACGCUUAUUACGCUCUUGAUGCCACACGUGAGCAGACUGAGGAAAUUGUUAUAAAAGAAUGUAUCGACCUCGGAAAAAAAGCAAAUUCUCUUGAACGAUACCUCGAAAUGAUAGAAGUUUCCACUGUCGCUCACUUCCUUUCAGCAAAAUUCAACUUGGCUGCCAAACAAAUUGGUAUCAAGAAAAAGGUGAAUUUUCUCAAAUCGCAAGCUUUGCGCUAUAAAGAUGGUUCCGAUGUUCGAUGUUAUGCAGUAGAACCGAAAUUUCGCGAUGGUUUGUUUAAACGAUUUAACGUAAACAGAGGAGUAAUUAAAGAAUACCAUUCCACCCUUGAAGCGUUCGCACAUUUCACAUACGAAUAUACAGGAGGUUAUUUAGUGGUUUAUGACUUACAAGGAGUAGAGCUCUCUAAUAAAUUUUUGCUAACAGAUCCGGCAAUACACUGCAAGAAUCGUUUAAGAUUUGGGAGAACAAAUCUCGGAAAAAGAGGCAUUGAAGUUUGUUUCUUAGCGAAUCAUAAGUGUGGCAAUGUGUGUGAGAAGUUGGGUUUGGCUAAGAUAAGCAAAUGAAGUUAGACUUUACGUUUCUGAUAGUAUUAUUAUAAAUUAUUUACUUAUUUUUUACUUUUUAUAUUGCAAAAAAAAAAAAAAAAAAA